This is a messenger RNA of Mustela lutreola (European mink), 3046 nucleotides long. It is a transcript of the gene PTPN7, whose product is annotated as protein tyrosine phosphatase non-receptor type 7. NCBI's taxonomy places the organism in Eukaryota, Metazoa, Chordata, Mammalia, Carnivora, Mustelidae. The transcript is spliced from 10 exons. Gene Ontology annotation, molecular function: protein tyrosine phosphatase activity. Bases 336 to 1448 code for a protein of 370 amino acids. The record is from RefSeq and is a predicted model, not a curated record. Gene Ontology annotation, biological process: protein dephosphorylation.
UUUGGCAACUAGGGGACCAGGGUGGUCAGGAAUGGGCCGGCCCCUCCCUCUCCAUCCCCACAGAGCAGGGCCUUAGGCCCGUGACAGAAGUGCCAGGCCACAGCCAGCCCACCCCCAGAGGGGCACAGGCAAGAGGCACCCGACCCCUGGUGGUGGCAGCGGGCGCAGGAGGGCAGCACGCAGCUGGGGUGUGCGUGGGUGGCAGCAAGGAGGGGCAGAGGGAGGAAGCUGGCUUCCUGAAGCCUCCUCAGCCCUCAAAGACCGACCAACAGACAGACAGACAGCUGGCAAGAGGCAGCCUGGGGGGGACACAGCUGCUUCAGUGAACCUCAUGGAUGAGUGAGGCCCAGCACACCCUCCCCCCCAGCAUGGUCCAGGACCGUGGUGGGUGCUCCCGAGCACAGCUGCCGACCUGGUCUUCGGAGGCAGCCAUGACCCAGCCUCCACCCACCAAGGCACCGGUCAAGAAGCAUGUGAGGCUUCAGGAGAGGCGGGGCUCCAAUGUUGCUCUGAUGCUGGAUGUGCGGUCCCUGGGGGCUGUGGAACCCAUCUGCUCGGUGAACACACCCCGGGAGGUCACCCUACACUUUCUGCGCACAGCUGGACACCCCCUCACCCGCUGGGCCCUGCAGCACCAGCCACCCAGCCCCAAGCAGCUGGAAGAGGAAUUCUUGAUCCCCUCAAACUUUGUCAACCCUGAAGAACUGGAUAUUCCUGGCCAUGCCUCCAAGGACCGAUAUAAGACCAUCUUGCCAAAUCCCCAGAGCCGGGUCUGUCUAGGCCGGGCACAGAGCCAAGAAGACGGAGACUACAUCAACGCCAACUACAUCCGAGGCUAUGAUGGGCAGGAGAAGGUCUACAUCGCGACCCAGGGCCCCAUGCCCAACACCGUGUCAGACUUCUGGGAGAUGGUGUGGCAGGAAGAAGUGUCACUCAUCGUCAUGCUCACUCAGCUCCGAGAGGGCAAGGAGAAAUGUGUCCACUACUGGCCCACAGAAGAGGAAACCUAUGGUCCCUUCCGGCUCCGCAUCCAAGACACGAAAGAGUGUCCGGAGUACACCGUGCGACAGCUCACCAUCCAGCACCAGGAGGAGUGUCGGGGAGUGAAGCACGUCCUCUUCUCUGCCUGGCCUGACCACCAGACCCCAGAGUCGGCUGGGCCCCUGCUGCGCCUGGUGGCUGAGGUGGAAGAGAGCCCAGAGACAGCUGCCAACACUGGGCCCAUCGUGGUCCACUGCAGUGCAGGGAUUGGCCGGACUGGCUGCUUCAUCGCCACCCGAAUUGGCUGUCAGCAACUGAAGGCCCGCGGGGAAGUGGACAUUCUGGGCAUCGUGUGCCAGCUGCGGCUGGACAGGGGUGGAAUGAUCCAGACCACGGAGCAGUACCAGUUCCUACAUCACACGCUGGCCCUGUAUGCGGCCCAGCUCCCUGAUGAGCCCUGCCCCUGAGCCCUGGCGCCCUCCACCAGCCCCGGAGCCAAAGUCCCCCAGGCCUGGGUAGGGGGGUCGGGCAGAGUGGGCCUCUGGAUCUGAGGCACCCCUUGGAUGGGCCCGGGGAAGGGGUGUCUCCUCGGGGGGCACACACAGUCACUGGGAGCUGCAUCAGCAAGGACUGGGACUGGACUCCAGGUCUUUAAGAUGGGCUGCUCUUCUGCUUCCUCAACUAGCCCCAGACGGACACUUGGGGGGACCUCCCAUGUCUCUCUGACUUGCGAGCCAGGAGCCGGCAUUGACCACAGAGCUGAGGAAGGAGCCCAGGAGUCCUGGUCUUGUCUAAAGUGCUCUGUGAGCUUCAUCUCUUGGUCUAGGACACAGACAUUAGGUGUUUUGCUCGCAUAGUUAAAAGCAAUCACAGAAGUUCCUAGAAGCCGCUCCACCCAGAUCCCCUUCCUGGGGCUGGCAAGACAGUGAUCCCCAGCUCUUCCACCUGGGGCCUGCCCGAGAAUAGGCCAGAUGCCAGAGCUGGGAAAAGUCUGGUCCUGACCAUGGCCAAGAUCUCGACAUCCCACCAGUGACUCUGCUUCUUCACCCCGCAUCCGUGAGGUGGGCCAGACACCACGCCCAAGAGAACAAGACCCAGACGACUCCUGUGCCCACACUUGAGUUCUGGGUUCAGGCUACACAGGUGACCAAGCCAGGCAGUUGAAACCUCUGGAAGAGGGAAAGUGUGGGAACCCCUCAGAGGUCCAGAGGGCUACCCCUGCCAGCCACUCACUCCAGCUACUCCCUAGGGAGGCCCAGCAUCCUCUGUCUUUCUUCCAUGGCCUCAGAAGAUCCCUGGUAGCAGGAGGUACAAAAGAAGAAGGAGUGACGGAGAAACAAAGAGCUUGGCCUGACUAGAAAACCAGCCCCUUGCAUUUGCAGAAUGCACCUGGAGAGCCUGGCUGAGUCCACGAAUGAUGAGGGUGAACACAUUCCAUGCAGACCUGGAGGCUCAGACGAAAUUGGGGUCCCCAUGGUCUAUUCCAGAGAACGAGCUACCUUCAGCAUCUCCGUAGCAACACAAGUUCCAGGGCACCCCACAUCUGUCUGAAGGCUCACCUCCACACUGCUGGGAAGACCUCCAAAUCCUUCAUCCUUGGAUCCAAGAUGGGCUGCCUAUGGGGAUGAAGGAAGGCAGCAGCUCUCCGGGAACGCAGCCCCUGGGUCUGCUUCGGCUGAUGCCAGUUCUCUGAGGAACCCCCUGAGGGACUGGGUCCUGGAGAACAGCUGAGCCUCCUCAUUCAUGACAUCUCUUCGGAAGAACCUGCAAUGUUGAAACUGAGGUUAAUUUUCCUAAUGCUUUUGCUUGGUCUCACAAUGGAAUUCCUCCUUCCUUACAGCCCCGGGAGUGGGCUUUCCUGCACCCACAACUUGUCUAACCCCUGUGCGAGGCACGCACAGCCUGGGCUCGUGAAGCUGGGCAAGGAGUUCACACCCAUGUACGGGCAUGGGCCCAGAGGCUCCCCUCCCUGGCACUGUCGCCCUGACCACGUUCUAGAACUUAGAGAAGUACAAGCUCUGGAAAAGGAACCAAGUGGGAGAAUAAAGGCUUUGUGGAUGACUGA